Carlito syrichta (Philippine tarsier) is the source of this 543-nucleotide messenger RNA. It is a transcript of the gene CENPBD1, whose product is annotated as CENPB DNA-binding domain containing 1. Gene Ontology annotation, cellular component: nucleus. Gene Ontology annotation, molecular function: DNA binding. NCBI's taxonomy places the organism in Eukaryota, Metazoa, Chordata, Mammalia, Primates, Tarsiidae. The record is from RefSeq and is a predicted model, not a curated record.
AUGCCCGGGGAAAGGCCUCUCAGUACAACGGUCAUCCCUAAUGCCAAAAGGGAACGGAAAGCGAUAACCCUUGACAUCAAAUUAGAAGUGUUAAGGCGAUUCGAAGUAGGAGAAAAGCUCAGUCAAAUCGCAAAGGCCUUGGGCCUUGCUGUGUCUACAGUGGCGACCAUCCGAGAUAAUAAAGAAAAAGCGAGUUCACGAAUAGCUACUCCUUUGAGAGCCUCUCGGUUGACUCGCCAUAGGAGUGCAGUAAUGGAGAACAUGGAGCGAUUGCUGAGCAUGUGGCUGGAAGACCAGAGCCAGCGAAAUAUGCCCUUGAGUGUCACUAUCAUUCAGGAGAAGGCUAAGAGUUUGCUAGAUGAUUUACAGCGUGAACAAGGCGAAAACUCUCAAACGGAGAAGUUUAGUGCAAGUAAAGGGUGGUUUGUGAGAUUCUAGGAGCGCCAUUGUUUGCCCCACUUCAAGAUGAACAGUGGAGCUCCUGGCAACAAAAACCUAUAUCCAGAAGUGCUGAAAAUCAUCAUCAAAGAAGGUGAGUACACC